Molecule: messenger RNA, 180 nt
Organism: Penicillium concentricum
Lineage: Eukaryota; Fungi; Ascomycota; Eurotiomycetes; Eurotiales; Aspergillaceae
Exons: 2
Coding region: 1-180 (59 amino acids)
Source: RefSeq, a predicted model, not a curated record
AUGAAAGUCAAGCAAAAUGCGAUGGGAAGCUCCCAGAAUGCAGCCAAUGCGUCCUUUCCGGUCACAAGUGUGAUGGCUAUCGAACAGACUGGAAAUUUAUAUCACACACUCCGAUACACUCGUCUACCCCAGAAGAGCAACAUGACGAAGCUAGAACUGUUCAAGAUAAAGACCAAGUGA